AUGUGUGCCAUCGGGUGGGGAUUCGACGCGCAAAUCAACGGUGCGGUCAUUGCCAUCCCUGCCUUCCGGCGCGAGUACGGAUAUGUUUCGGAUGGGAAUGCCAUCCUGCCUGCGAACUGGCAGUCCGCGUUCAAUGUCGCCAGCUCGAUCGGCCAGUUCUUCGGGGGAUUCCUCUGCAGCUGGAUGGCCGACCGAGUCGGGCGCAAGCGCUCCCUUGUCUGUGGUUCUAUUAUCUGUAUGGGAGGCACAUUUGGGGAGAUCUUCUCCCAUGCUCGCGGCGCCUUUCUCGCAUCCAAGUUCAUUCUCGGCGUGGGAUUGGGGUUCUACCUGACCCUUGGUCCGCUCGUGUGCAGUGAGAUCACCCCUGUGGUGCUGCGUGGUCUGUCGACCGCUGGUGUGAACCUGGGGAUCUGCGUUGGCCAGCUCUUGUCGAAUGCCGUGAUCAAGGGGUUUGGGGAGCGCGCGGAUCGCUGGGCGUUCGCGGGCCCAUUUGCCAUUCAGUUGUUCUUCUCGUUGGCACUGCUGGCUGGGGUUCCCUUUGCACCAGAGUCACCGUGGCAUCUAGUUCGGAAGAACCAGAUUGACCAGGCCCGGAGGUCGCUCCAUAAGCUGUGGGGGAAGGACUUUGACGUCUCAGCGCUCCUGGCCGCCAUCCAGCUCUCCGUUGAAGAGAGCGCGCAGCAGGCAAAAGCCAGCUAUGGCGAUUGCUUCCGCGGGACGAAUCUCCUGCGCAGCAUGAUCUCAUGUGCAGGGUUUGUAUGCCAACAUCUGGUGGGAAUCAUCUUCGUCCUGGGCUACUCGACGUACUUCUUCGAACUCGCCGGGUUGGAAACUUCGCAUUCCUUCAACCUCGGGGUCGGUGUCACGGCCUGUGGCGUGUUGGGCAACUUCCUCAGCUGGUUUCUUGUCAACUCCGUCGGCCGUCGGCGAUCGUUCCUGUCGGGGAUGGUGACCCUCACGGGCCUGCUCCUCCUCAUCGGCAUCAUGGACGUCGUGCCCUCCAACACAGCGAAAUGGGUCCAGGCGUCCUCCACUGUGGUCUACGCCUUUGUAUACUUUAUGACUGUCGGGGCCGUCGCGUUUGUCCUACUGGGCGAGGUCUCGACGCCUUUGCUGCGCGCGAAAACGACCGCAUUGGCGACCGCCGUACAGGCCGUGUUUGGCAUCGCGAUGAAUGUGGCGGUCCCGUAUAUGGUGACGCCUGAUGAAGCGAACAUGAAGGGUAGAGUGGGAUUCGUGUUUGGUGGGUGUGCGGCUGUGGCUACGAUGGCCAGCUGGGUGUAUAUCCCCGAGCUCAAGGGUCGGACCUUUGAGGAGAUUGAUAUUAUGUUCUCGAGUCGGGUUCCGCCAAGGCACAUGCGUUCGUAUCAGAUUAGGUGA
Molecule: messenger RNA, 1380 nt
Organism: Aspergillus terreus NIH2624
Lineage: Eukaryota; Fungi; Ascomycota; Eurotiomycetes; Eurotiales; Aspergillaceae
Product: putative MFS alpha-glucoside transporter
Exons: 2
Coding region: 1-1380 (459 amino acids)
Biological process (GO): transmembrane transport; carbohydrate transport
Cellular component (GO): membrane
Molecular function (GO): carbohydrate:proton symporter activity
Source: RefSeq, a predicted model, not a curated record